CCGGGCUGUUGCCGGGGCAACGGGGACGGUGCGGGGGAGGGGCGCGGCGGUGCGGCCUGGUCCGGUCCGGGGCGGCGCGGCCGGGACCGGGCCCGGGCCCCGACCCCAGGCCCCGGCUUCACCCCGACCCCGGGCCCCGUCCCCCGCCCUCCUUCCCCCGGGGGAGCCGCCCGUACACUCUUGUCCCCGGGGAGGGGGUGCCCCGCCGUUAUUGCCCCCCCCCCCCCCCCCUCCGUUGUUACCCCCUCCGGCAGGCCCGGACCCCUCCAUUGCCCCAGGAGGGUGUUUUUACCCCUUCCCCCCGACCUCCCUGGGGGGGCUCAUCCCGCCGUGACCCCCUGUGGGGGGCUAGUGCCCUCUUUCCUGUGUCCCCUGUCCACCCCCCAGGAGGCUCUUGCCCCUCCCAGGGGCAUCAGGCCAUGGCGGGGGGUGGGGGCAAACAGGGCCUGACCCCCCUCUGCGGUGCUGGGGACAGGCCUGUCCCAGCUGGCGGAUACCGGCGUCCCCCUGGCAUGGUGGGGGAGGCAGUGCUGGGGCCCCCCCCGCUGUCCCCCAGCAGGCCAAGGCCACAUCCCUGUGGCCACCCCGGUGUGGUGGGAUGGGGGGGGGGAUCCCGGGUAGGGGGGGAUUAACUGUCGCCCCUUCCCUCUCCUUGUGGCCCCUGCGGGCACUGUCCCCCCCGUGUCACCCCUGCCUGGCCCCCAGGCCCCCCCCGGGGGGGGACACACAGUUUUGAGGACACCCCCCCCCCCGGGCUGUGCCUUUAAGAGUGGCUCCCGGCCAUCGUGUACUUUGUCCCUUGUCCCCUCUGUGAAGACGAAGACGUGGCCGAGAAGAAAUUCCCUGCCCGGGUGAGGGAGCAGGGUGAUGGCGGAGAGCGACGGGCUGGAGCGUCCCGGCCUGGAUAAAGCAGCCGGGGAGGAAUUCCUGCGGGAAGCCCUGCAGAUCCUGCUGGAUGAGGCCGUGCGGAAGGGGACGGAUGUCACCGAAAAGGUGUGUGAGUGGAAGGAGCCGGCGGAGCUGCGGGAGCUGCUGGACCUGGAGCUGCCGAGCCGGGGGGAGCCGCCGGAGCGGCUGCUGGAGCGCUGCCGGGCCGUCAUCCGCCACAGCGUCCGCACCGGUCACCCUCACUUCUUCAACCAGCUCUUCUCCGGCCUGGACCACCACUCGCUGGCGGGACGCUUGAUCACUGAGGCCCUCAACACCAGCCAAUACACCUACGAGAUCGCCCCAGUGUUCGUGCUGAUGGAGGAGGUGGUGCUGGCCAAGCUGCGGGAGCUGGUGGGCUGGAGCAGCGGCGACGGCAUCUUCUCCCCGGGAGGCUCCAUCUCCAACAUGUAUGCCAUGAACGUGGCCCGGUUCCACCGCUUCCCCGAGAGCCGGCAGAAGGGCAACUGGGCUCUGCCGCGCUUGGCCCUCUUCGCCUCCCAGGAGUGCCACUACUCCAUCCAGAAAGGAGCCGCCUUCCUGGGCAUCGGCACCGACAACGUCCGCCUGGUGGCCACUGACCAGGGGGGGAAGAUGGUCCCUGAGGAGCUGGAGAAGGAGAUCCAGAGGGCCAAGGCCGAGGGCGCUGAGCCUUUCUUUGUCUGUGCCACCUGCGGCACCACCGUCCUGGGCGCCUUCGACCCGCUGGGCAGCAUCGCCGACAUCUGCCAGCGCCACGGCCUCUGGCUCCACGUGGACGCAGCCUGGGGCGGCAGCGUCCUGCUCUCCCAAAAACACCGGCACCUCCUGGCCGGCAUCGAGAGGGCCGACUCGGUGGCCUGGAACCCCCACAAGAUGCUGGCGGUGGGUUUGCAGUGCUCGGCCUUCCUGCUCCGCGACACCUCCGGUCUCCUCCAGCGCUGCCACGGCGCCGGCGCCACGUACCUUUUCCAACGCGAUAAGUUUUACGACAUCGCCUACGACACGGGGGACAAGACCCCGCAGUGCGGCCGGCGCGUGGACUGCCUCAAGCUCUGGCUCCUCUGGAAAGCCGUGGGGACCCAGGGGCUGGCGCGACGCGUCGAGCGGGCCUUCGCCUUCACCCGGACAUCAACACUCCCCUCCGUCCCCCCCAGGUACCUGGCGGAGGAGGUGAAGCGGAGGGACGGCUUCCAGCUGGUGCUGGAGCCGGAAUUCAUCAAUCUCUGCUUCUGGUUCGUGCCCCCCAGCCUGCGGGGCAGGGAGGGCUGCCCCGAUUACUGGCCCAGGCUGGGCAAGGUGGCUCCGGCCAUCAAGGAGCGGAUGAUGAGGAAGGGCUCCAUGAUGGUGGGCUACCAGCCCCACGGCGCCAGGGUCAACUUCUUCCGCCAGGUCGUCACCAACCCCCUCGUCACCCGCGACCACCUGGAUUUCUUCCUGGAUGAGAUCGAACGGCUGGGACGGGAUCUGUGAGGACCCCCCCCACCCUCCCCAAACCCCCUUCCCAAACCCCCUUCCCACCCCCA
This is a messenger RNA of Chroicocephalus ridibundus (black-headed gull), 2432 nucleotides long. RefSeq names its product cysteine sulfinic acid decarboxylase (gene CSAD). Bases 868 to 2379 code for a protein of 503 amino acids. Gene Ontology annotation, cellular component: cytoplasm. Gene Ontology annotation, biological process: carboxylic acid metabolic process; taurine biosynthetic process. The record is from RefSeq and is a predicted model, not a curated record. Gene Ontology annotation, molecular function: sulfinoalanine decarboxylase activity; pyridoxal phosphate binding. The transcript is spliced from 15 exons. NCBI's taxonomy places the organism in Eukaryota, Metazoa, Chordata, Aves, Charadriiformes, Laridae.